Molecule: messenger RNA, 1889 nt
Organism: Leopardus geoffroyi (Geoffroy's cat)
Lineage: Eukaryota; Metazoa; Chordata; Mammalia; Carnivora; Felidae
Gene: PTCHD3
Product: patched domain containing 3
Exons: 2
Cellular component (GO): membrane
Source: RefSeq, a predicted model, not a curated record
AGAGCUGCUGCCGGCCUCCAAGCAUGAGUCAGAGCAGUUCUUCAGUCGAAGACAGGAACCCGAGAUGACCUGGGCUUCGGGGCAGUUGCCAGAGCCCGCUGGGGCGCCCCAUUCACAUCCGGUGUCAGUGAGGGGGGAUUCCUCGCUGCCCGCAUAUCCGUCGGAAAACCGGAUGUCCGAGAGACCCCGUUGCCACACCGACUGCCUGGAGGCGCCCCUCUCCUGCGUCUUCCGAAGGCUGGGAUGCGAAGUGGGCGCGCACCCCUGGGUCUUCCUGCUGGUGCCCAUGGUGCUGAUGGCCGCUCUGGGCACCGGUUUGAUUUACCUGCCCAAGGAUGUAGAAGAAAACUUCGAGGAGCAGUACACCCCAAUAGGGAGCCCGGCCAAGGCUGAGCGGCGUUUUGUGCAGAAACACUUCACUGCCAACGACUCUUAGGUCUUCUCCAUCUCCAGGAAGAGCACCGAGGUCAAUUUCGCUUGUAUUCUAGCGGUCUCCAACACGACCUCCCUGCUAGAACGAGCAAUCUUAUCAGAAGUUAGUAAAGUGGAUGACGUGAUCCAGGAUCUGUAUGCGAUGGGGGAAAACGGAACCCAGAUCCACUACAAUCAGGUGUGUGCCAAGCACCAGGGUCUCUGCGUGCCUUCCAACCUACUCCUGUAUGCCUGGCAGAUGAACAGGGACCUCGACCUGAGAAAUGUCACUUUCCCAAUCUACAACCACACCGGUCAGCCCAUCUACCUGGCUGGCACCAUUGGAGGAACCUUCUUAGGCGAGAGGAUGAGAAUGAACCAGUUACUCCUGGAAGCCAAAGCCGUGAGGUUGCUCUACUACCUGAAAACUGAGGAUCGAGAGGACAACGAGCGUAGUAAGAAAUGGUUGAUCCAUUUCCUGAACCAAUUUAGCAACAUUGAAAAGCGUCUGGCCUUGAAGAGGAUCCAGUCCUGCUGUGUCCCGUGUGAUUCUCUCCCAGAUGAACAAGAAACUGAUGUCCAUCCAAUGAAUUUGUUCUUCAGAGACUAUUUUGGCCCUUUUCUCACAAGAACUGAGUCUAAGUUUUUUGUAGUGCUUCUAUACAUUUUGUACAUUAUUAGUAGUAUAUAUGGGUGUUUCCAAGUGCAGGAAGGGUUAGACCUUCGAAAUUUGGCAAGUGACGAUUCCUACAUCACACCAUUUUUUAAUGUAGAAGAACAUUUUUCCGACUAUGGCCCCAGGGUUAUGGUUAUUGUUACUGAAACUCUUGACUACCGGGAUAAAGAUGCUAGGCAAAAACUGGAAAAAUGUCUGGUAGAUUUGGAAAACAGGGACUAUGUAGAAAAAAAUGUUACAGAGUUUUGGUUACAAGAGUAUGUGCAAUAUAUGGAAAAUAGCGGGCAAGAUGUAAAUGAUAAGAAUACUUUUAUAAACAGUUUGCCCAGUUUUUUAACAAAUUUUCCACUUUUUAUGUAUGAUAUUAAUAUUUCAUCUUCACAUGAAAUCAUUGCUUCCCGGGGCUUCAUUCAGACCAUCGGCGUUUCUUCUUCAACCAAUCAGAAGAUGAUGUUAUUCCAGUUACGAAGCAUAGACGAAAAGUGUGAAAUUCCCCUAAUGGUGUACAACCCGGCAUUCAUAUAUUUUGAUCAGUACACUGCAAUGUUAGAAAACACUGUUCGAAAUGUCAUUGUUGCAUCCUCAACAUGAACAUAAUAGGUUCAUUGUUUUCUUAUUGCUAAUUCCUCACCCACUAUGUUCCUUGUGGGUAACUUUUGCUAUUGCUUCUCUGAUUGUGGGAGUAACAGGGUUCAUGGCAUUCUGGAAUGUCAAUCUUGAUUCCAUAUCCAUGAUUAAUCUUGUCAUUUGUAUAGGGUUUUCUUUCGAUUUUUCUGCACACAUUUCUUACACAUUUGUUUCC